AUGCAUAUAAGCUGCUAUUUGUGCCUACUGCUAUUUUGGCUUGCCGUCUCCCUGGCAGACACAGUCACAGUUUCAUUAGGCGACAUCGGGCAAUAUGUUGGCUCUGCGACAAGUACUCCGACUUUGAGCGGCAGUGUAAUCGAAUUCGACACCGACGGAAAAGCAGAUGGCGGACUUGGCAUCUUUCUCUCCAGUGAUCUGCAGAAAAAUAUCAAUAUCGCCCUGAAUUCAAAUUGUGAUCUUGAUGAUUUAGCAUCCCUUGCUAUUGCUUGCGUUGCUAGUAUCCUCUCCUUCAUCAUUGCUCUCUUCAACCAAGGCCAGCAACCUAUCCCGGUACCAAUUCAAUUGGAUACAAGUCACGUCAGUGGGGCUUCUGCUUUGGCCACAGCGUCCACGACCGUCAUUAUACUGGAAUCUGGCUCUCCGAUCACUGUCACGCCAAGCCCAGAGCCUCCAGACAUGUCAGGAACCAAUGUCUCAUCAAUAACCACUGUAACAAGCGCAGUCAAUGGCUACCAACCAGGCGAUGUGGCCAUCGUCAGGAUUUCCAAUCAAUGUCCCGCGGGCGAAGUUUUCAUAGCCCAGAAACUUCAAAAGCGCUUGGAUGAUCUCGGUCCCGCUCUCUGUGCAUCAUUAAGGUUGGUGAUGAACACUACCCCAGGAGGGAUGUUUCCCGAGCUCAUCUUCCUCCAACCUCGAGCUUUUCCGUGGACUUCUGCGGACGCUGUGAGUGCUAUGAAUGUAGCCAUCGCGUUUGCCCGAGCCCAGGCCCCGGACCUAGGGAUUACUCCCGACCGGGCUGCGGCGCUCGGUACAGUAGCUUUCGCCAUUGCCUGGGAAGUGCUGGUAUAUGGCCAGACGCUCUCGACCAGCAAUGUUAUCCCAGCCGCGUCCCUCGAAGGCGCGACCAUGACCGCACCUCCGUGUCCUACGCAGUACUGUAACGCUGGCUGUAGAAUGAUUGGUGCCAUUGCUGAUUGCAGCAUGAAGUGUAGCAUGCCAACUGAUCAGCACUACGACAAUAAUACCGUGGACGGUGACCGUUAUUAUAACAUGCUCGGUCACUCUAACAGCGCCAUGGACUACGUAUGGGUCCAUUCGACACGUUAUAUACUCCUAUAUAAGAGUUUUGGUGACGGAUUUCCCCAAGAGCCACCAUACUGGGGACCUCAUUACCAAAUCUGGGCAGCCAGUGACCAGCAUAGCUCUGAUAUCGACAGAAGAGAUCUACACCUUGCGGACUGAGACGGUGAUGGACCAUGUGACAUCAUAUACGUGGACCCUAAUGAUGGCAAGAUGGAGGUCUGGUUGAAUCACUACAAGAAAGGAGGCGAUAUAACCAAGUGGAUCCACGUGAGCGACGCGAGUCCUAGAG
Messenger RNA from Talaromyces proteolyticus, 1375 nucleotides. RefSeq lists its product as uncharacterized. The coding region runs from base 1 to 1245 and encodes 414 amino acids. The transcript has 6 exons. The record is from RefSeq and is a predicted model, not a curated record. NCBI's taxonomy places the organism in Eukaryota, Fungi, Ascomycota, Eurotiomycetes, Eurotiales, Trichocomaceae.